Messenger RNA from Micropterus dolomieu (smallmouth bass), 2141 nucleotides. RefSeq names its product pro-neuregulin-3, membrane-bound isoform-like. The record is from RefSeq and is a predicted model, not a curated record. The transcript has 3 exons. Bases 653 to 1432 code for a protein of 259 amino acids. Gene Ontology annotation, molecular function: chemorepellent activity; protein tyrosine kinase activator activity. NCBI's taxonomy places the organism in Eukaryota, Metazoa, Chordata, Actinopteri, Centrarchiformes, Centrarchidae. Gene Ontology annotation, biological process: animal organ development; activation of transmembrane receptor protein tyrosine kinase activity; intracellular signal transduction.
CUGCCCUGCUCACCACUUGGAAAGGAAAGAUUGGGAGAGGAGGGGUGAAAGAAGAAAAAAGGGGGAGUAUCCAAUCUUCUCUGCCCUUCUGUGCUACUGCAGCCCCCCUUGCCCCUCCCUCUCUCUAUGAUUCUCUUUCUCUCUCUUUCCCCUUACUCAUCUGUUUCUGUGGCUGCGCUGAGAGGAAGGGCACCUGCCUCUCCCUGAUGAUUCAGCCUUUCAGCUACUUGGAGCUCCACAGACAAGACAGCAUGUCCCUCCUGCCACUGCAGUGCCUGGCUGUCCUGUCCUCUGCACUACAGCUACUGCAGCUGCAGCCGGCUCAUCACGUCAAUACCGCCUCUUCUGCCCAAGUGCUCAGCAAAUUUGACAAUUCUAUUUAUAGACUCAUGGUUGCGUUUCCUCUGAGAAAGCAUGAGUAAGGAACUCCUUUCCCUCAUGCGCAGAAGGUUGUCUACAUACCUCCCAGACUGUUAACAAGGUUCGACUCACUCUGAAGAGCAUUUUUGCCUCCCUCUGGAAUUCCAACUCUGACUUUGCAACCUCAUGAUGGAAAACAUACUCGAGGAGACUGGUGGCAAACAGCCACAGUGUGAUGCUCUGAGUUAAUAGUUGAGGUGUUCAGAGACCCUUCAUCCAGCAGUUGGUAAGGAUGACUGAGGGAAUGGAGGACUUCUCUGCUGGGCCAGCUCCCCCUCCUGGAUCGGCCUCCCCCACCAGUUCUACUGUUGAUCCUGAACAAGUCCCAGAGGAGAAACCAGAGGAGACAGAGGCAGCUGGUGAGAGUGGGGAGGAGGGUGCAGAGGGAACUGCAGAGGGAGGCGGUGGCGGUGAUGGGGAGCAUUUGGGGGCUCUGGGAAUUGUGGCCUUGCCAGGGACCUGCUGUGUGUGCAUAGAGAUGGAACAGAUUAACAAUUGCCUGCACUCUGAGAAAAUCUGCAUUCUGCCUAUCCUGGCCUGUCUGCUUAGCUUAGCCCUCUGCACAGCUGGCCUUAAAUGGGUCUUUGUGGAUAAGAUCUUUGAGUACGAACCACCCACACACUUAGAUCCUAAACGCAUUGGACAGGACCCAAUUGUUAUAUCAGUUGACCCCACGCUGGGGCUAACUGUGUCGAUUCCUCAUUCAUCUCCGUCUCCUGUCUCCUUGACCACCACCAUCGCCAUUACCCCAGGACAUCCUGACGUGUUAGUGGAAGAGAAAUCUACACGAGGGCCGUACGUGCCUCAGUCCCCACGAGUGACUCAGUCUGAUCCCUCUGUUACACUGAAAUACAACGCUGAGCGUUCCACCGUCCCAAAGCAGACUCCCCACCCUCAUACAACACAGGAGUUAAACGACAUCAUCAUCCCAACAACCUAUGUGACUGCAGUGAUUCCAGUUAAUCAUGCGGGGAGAUUUCUGCUGGUGCAGUGCAUCAUGGUUUGUCCUUGACAACACUUGACAGAAACACCAUCCACUGCAGUAGACCGCAAAUACAACCCCAGCUUUGCCCAAAGAGCCUGAACAGCAGAGAAGUGAAGCGGCCUGUUGGCUAAACUCCAGUACUGUGUCACUGCUCACUGGUUUAAUGUUUCUGAUCUACCAGCAAAAACUAAGCAGGGAACCCUGCAUUCCUCUCUGCACUCCAUCAGGCACGAUGAGGAUGAAAAUGGCGGCUGUGCUUUGAGCAGUGUAGCUGAAACCCCUCAGCCGUGGUAACUGUGGCACCUUUGAGAAACCCCACUGCACUGAGCAGACAGGCUUGUUUCUAAUGCAUCACUGAUUACGGAUUAAUAUUUCUACAGUCAACAGUAAUGGCGUUGUAUGUUUUGAAGUUCACAAAAAUAAUCAAAGUAAAUGCAAUCAAAUUUCUCUUGAAGCUGAGCUUGCACAUCAAAUGCCAUAUUUAUUUAUUACAGUCCCAGCAUCGAUUGAAACACUUUCAUUAAGAGUUCAUGUUUGAGAAAGACAUGAAUGGAAUGAAGGUUCUGAUUCAGCUUUCUUAGUGUUACAUAUCUUGCACCCUCAUCAUUCUUUCUUUUAUCAGGCACAGUUAUCUGAGGUAGCUGCUUGUUGCCGGGGGGUUACACCCAUGCUUGUUGCAGUGCUGAAAUGUGCUGUGUUAUACUGAGAUAAUGCCCCUACGUGUAGGCAAGAAGCC